Molecule: messenger RNA, 4314 nt
Organism: Penicillium nucicola
Lineage: Eukaryota; Fungi; Ascomycota; Eurotiomycetes; Eurotiales; Aspergillaceae
Exons: 4
Coding region: 1-4314 (1437 amino acids)
Molecular function (GO): protein binding
Source: RefSeq, a predicted model, not a curated record
AUGUUCGAAAAACUGAAGAACAAGCUUCACCGCCACAAGCACGAUGAACGAGAGGAUCCCAAGCCUCGUGUGAAUCAAAAAGUCAACGAAGCCCCAAAACCUCCACCGAGCGCACCGGCAGAUCAAAAGCCCGUCGCAGCGCUGAAAGCGGAACAGCCAAAGAAACAACCAGAUGCCCCAAAGGACCUAUGGCUGGAGGCACUCAAAUCCCUGCCUCCCUCUAAGCAGGAGCAAUUGAGUAAAAUGGGAUUUGACCAGUCUAGUGCCAAGAGUGCGUCCGUCGAAGGCAGUAUUGAUGAGCUGGUGAAGGCGGUUGACGAAAGACAGAAGGAAUGCGAGAAGAAGUUUUGGAAAGUUAAGGUCGGCGACCAGGACAUCGUCCUCCGAGACUACACCAACAACAUUGUGGACUGGCUAGAAAAGGCUGGUGACAUUGCUAUCCAGUUUGCACCGCCACAGGCCGCUCUCCCGUGGUCGGCAAUCAAAUCUCUCAUGCAGGUACCCGUCAUUGAGGGUGAACAAAUGGCUGCUCUGCUCGCAACUACCGAGAAGAUUGUUAGUGUGAUCAGUCGCGGCCAGGUGUAUGAAUCUGUAUACCUGAAGAACACCGCAGCAUCGUCUACCGAUAACCUAUCCAAGCAUCUUGAAUCUUCAUUGACCAAGAUUUACAAGACAUCGCUUGAUCUGCUCUCUGAAUCCGGAACGCUCUUUAGUAAGAGCACAGCCACCCGCACCCUACAGGCUCUCCUCAACCCAGGAAAGGUCUCCGGUGGCCUUACCGACAUUGGUAGCCAGGAAGAUGACCUUCUGCGUGAUGUCUCGGCAUGUGAGGUCAGGCGAAGUGCAGACGCCGAUGAUAGUAUGGUUGAAAUGCUCGGAGCUUUGAACGCCCCGAUGAAACGGGUCGAUAAAGGCAUUCAGCAUCUGCUCCAGCAGGUGGACGAGAAGGAGCACACCGAGAUGUUGGAAUGGAUUUCAACCAUUCCGUUCGGUGAAAAUCACAACAACAUCAGGGAGCAGAGAACGCCGGGAACAGGCAAGUGGCUACUACAGAACAAGAGCUUCAACGAGUGGGAGAAAGUCAAAUCCUCUAUCUUCUGGCUUCAGGGUUCUCCCGGUACUGGAAAAACUUAUCUGACAUCGACUAUUAUCGAUGAUAUCAAGGAUCAACUCCAAGAUACCCGCAACAGCGAGGGCUUUGCAUUCUUUUACUGUGAUAAGAACGAGCGGUCCCGGUCAGAGCCACAGUCUAUUCUUCAAAGUAUUGUGCGCCAACUCUCAACCACAGUGAACAGUCCUGAAUCUGCGCAAACUCAACUCCAUGAGCUUUAUAAACAGUGUCGCAAGGAGGGCUCGACCUUCUCCCUAAGUCAGUGCAAACAGCAAAUUCAAUUGUCGAUCGAUAUCUUCGACAGAACGACAAUUGUGAUUGAUGCGAUGGACGAAUGUGACGCAGACUCAAGGGAUGUUCUUAUCGAUGCAUUGAAAGCUUUCAUUGCCCAAUCAGAGAAUUCUGUUAGGAUCUUCAUUUCCAGCAGACCUGAUCCUGAUAUUGAGAAUCAGAUGGAGAACACUCCCAACCUUCCCAUCAACGCCAGCGAUAACAAGAGUGAUAUCCAUAAGUAUCUGAUUGCGGAAUUGGAAAGAAUUACGAAGAAGAAGCGCUUCGUUCAGAAUAUGAAAGAGGACAUCAUCAAUGCAUUGCUCGAUCGUUGUCAAGGAAUGUUCCAAUUGGCAGCUCUGCAAACCCAUCAGAUUUCAAGGUGCAACAGUCCACUGAGUGUGGAGAAGCAGCUUGCUAGCCUCCCAGACACUCUUCAAAAGGCGUACGAUGAAGCAUGGAGUCAGAUCGAAGAUUUGGAGGAGACGGAGCAGAUGCUAGCUAAGCGGGCAAUCUUGUGGGUUAUGGCCGCGGAGCAGCCCUUGAAUACGUCUCAGAUCCUAUGCGCCAUUCGCGUAAACACAAACGGCGAGGAGCCUGCUUUGGCCGAGGAGAUCGAUGAGCAGGGACUGAUGUCUUCAUGUAACAACCUCCUUGCUCUUGACUCGCAGCUCAAGGUCUGGCGUUUUGCGCAUCUGUCGGUCCGCGACUAUCUUGAAUCCAACAGAAAGUGGUCCCUUCCGGGAGCCCACUUACAUGCCGCAACUGCCUGUCUGUCAUGGCUGAACACCAAAUACGAGGGCGAGGAUGGCGAAAUCAACUUCAAAGAUUGGGAUAUAAAUGUGCAGCCAACUGAUAUCUUCAAUUUCAUGCAUCCGUUCCAUGUUUACAUGAGACACUGGUGGAUAAAGCACGUUCAGGCUGCACGUGAUGACGAAAAAGGCACCCUUGCAACUCUUUUGAAGACUUUCUUCGGAUCGCCCUCUGAAGGCAGCAAACAAUACCAAAGGUGGUUUGAGGUGAUUGCAGGAGAUGAUGACAAGAUAGUGGCGAUAGGCUAUGGAAGCAGUGUCCCGGGUAGCUACCGUCUGUAUGCAGCCGCAGCUGGUCAGGGCGAUAAAGGUGUCGACCUGUGCGGCUUCAAUCAAGCACCCUCGCCUUAUCAUGAUGCAUGGCAAACCGACUUGGAGGCAGAUGCUCCUAUUUUCGCAAUUUGUCACUUCGCCCUCUAUGACAUCCUGUCAGACUGGUGGCAAGAUGCCGAAUUCGAUGCCUCGCUGGUAAACAACAGGGGUCACACCUUGCUUACAGUCGCCGCUCAAGGUGGCUCUGCACAGAUAUGCAGGGCGCUUAUUGAGCGGGGUGCAAAUGUGAGCCCAGAGAUGAAGGGUCGGGCUUAUAUCAGUGCACUGGAGCCUGCAGUCCGCAAAGGACACUUCGACACCGUCAAGUAUCUGGUCGAGGUGGGUGCAAAUGUGAACACGGCAGCGGAAGAUAGAAAGCAUCCAACUGCCUUGGCUGCAGCAAUUUCUGCAGGACACAUUGAGAUCGCCAAGUACCUCAUCACAGAGGGACAUGCGGAUGUGAACCAAUCAUACCUUGAAGUGGAGCAAUUUGGCUGGACUGAUAUCAGGACGCCGAUUGCGCUGGCUGUCAAACUCAAGAAUCUUGAGCUGCUGAAGACUUUCGUCGGUGCUCAGGUCAACGUCAACAUAGCUGACCCGUCUGGACAUCCUCUCUUCGCGGCAAUGAAUUGUGGCUACAUUGAGGGUGCCAAAUACCUCAUUCAAGAAGGAAAUAUGGACGUCAACCUGGUCAUAUCGAGCGGAAUGACUCCGGACGAAUCCACUACUCUUCUCCAGAAAGCCACUUCCGUCGUUGGGACGUUUGAAAUCGUGAAGGCUUUGGUGGGGGCCGGUGCCAACUUGAACCCCCCUGUCAAAGGCAUUGAAAAGACUCCUCUUGAACUGGUUAUCUGCCAGCAAAAGCCAGGUGAAAGCAAAAUGGAGGUUGUCAAGUAUCUCGUUGAAGCCGGAGCAGAUAUCCAUCGGGAGCAGCUUGGCAAAUACGCGCUGUACAGCAAAGACUUCGAAGUGGUCCAAUACCUGGUCGAUGCAGGAGGAAUUUCCGAUCUGACUGACAGAAUUGAGGAGGCCACUCGGGGCGGUCUGUUCGAAGCUGUGAAGUACAUCAUUGAGAGGGGGCGAAUCCAAAUAAGAAGCCUUCGUUUGAAGGCUAUGGUACUAUCCUCGAAAUCGCCGCAGAAGAAAAAGCAAGGAAACUUCGGCACUGCUCUCAUCGCAGCCGCAUCAGUGCCCGAUAAUAUUGAGAUGCUCCGAUGUCUGGUUGAAGCUGGAGCAGAUGUCAAUGCAUUGCCAGAGCAAGGCGAAUGGGGCAGCGCGCUUGCUACCGCAGCAUAUCACGCAAGGGAUGAUUAUACCAAAUUUCUUCUUGGAAAGGGUGCAGAUGUCAACGCCCUUCUGAAAGGAGGUGAAUACAGCACUGCUUUGAUAGCAGCAGCGGCAGCAACUGAUCAAAAUAUUGAGGUCCUUGAGACCCUGAUCGAAGCUGGUGCUGAUGUGAAAUCUACAGCCGAGGAUAGAUAUCACGAAAACGCUCUCGAUGCUGCCGUUGGCUCUGGACAUCGUGUCGACACCGUGAAGUUGCUGGUGAAAUCUGGAUGCUCAUUGAACGAACCGUUCAAAUAUGGGGACUUUGGAAGCCCUCUGGCGAUGGCGGCAUACAAUACCGAUGUGGAAAUGGUGGAAUUUCUUAUUGAACAAGGAGCAGACGUCAAUAUGUCACUCGAGAACGGCAAAUACAGAAAUGCUCUUGCUGCAGCAAAGGACGCUUCGAGUGGGAAGGGACUUUUCGAUGAAGAUAACAGUGACGAGGUAAUUGAAUUACUCCGGCAACAUGGAGCAACAGAUUGA